GUCCUACACGACAAAGCUAAUGAGCCAACUGCUGCAGUGCACAGUGCACACUCUUCCUGUUUGUCAGAAAGAUUAGUAGUGCGGCUCUCGUUGGUCAACGCUGCACUUCAACUAUGCCGACAAUAAGGUGAUUAACGUUUAAAAAAAUGAUGGGUACUCCCAACCAUUUAUGUUAGGAGCAGUUAAUUGGGACGAUAGGUCUAAAUUAAGACUCAUAUAGUAGUGUUGCAAAUAGGCUAUAUAAGCUAAGCUACAUGAUAACAUUACCCAGACCAGAGCAGUCUCUCAGUGCUGAGCUGAUUAACUUACAGCAGAGGAAUAGCUGGCUUUCCUCAGGCUGAAACAAACCGUUUUUACCAAAGAUGUCGUGGUUCAAUCAUGUCAGUCAAGGCUUAAAUCAUCAUCAGCAGCAGCAGCAGCAGCAGCAGCCCACAGACAGCCACAGACUCACGGCCACUGACAUGCUGUCUAGCACUCACAACUCCAGGCUCAGAGGUCCGACAGAGGGAUCACCGACCAUGGCCACACAACACUGGAUCGGCUACUCCACUACCAGCUCGGAGGACUUUCCAUCAGCUUCACAUGGUGUAGUCAGCCCUCCCAGCCUUGGGAACCUGUCCUGCGCUUCUCCGAGUGCAGCUAAGAUGAGAGAGCUGGAGCCCAUCUCCUACGUAAGCCUCCAGGAGCAGCGGUGUGUCCUGAGCUGGUUCCAGGGCUGGAACGCCUCUCAGAGGGAGCGAUUCUUGCAGGACCUUCUGGGGAAAGCUGUACCUGGAAAAGUGUGCACCCUCCUAGAUUCACUCAGUACUCUUCAGGUUAAAGACAGACUACCAAACAUCUUUGAAUGCCAGCUGCGCCUGUGGACCCAGUGGUUUGAGUCUUGGAGAGAAGAGGAGAGGAAUCAUUUCCUGCACAUACUGGAAGAACGGGAUCCAGUUUUCGUUGCCCAUUUUUACAGGAGUGUAGCCGGUACAGCAGGAAGAGACUAAGCAAUGUUUGCAUUGUGAUGAAAAAGCAAGUGAUUAAAACAUGGUGUUAAAGAGGUAAUGUGUGGUGGGAAAUGUGUAUUAGAUCUGAGAUAGUUCUCUUCAGAGAAAUGUUUGCGUCACUGUGAUGGUAUUUAUUGUUGAAAGUAAACCAUUUCAUUGUAAGACCACAAGUGUUCAUUCAGUAUAAGAUGUUUUUAUUAAGUUUUCUACACCGGUUUCUCCAGGGCUACAUCACACAUUAUACCACUUUUAUUUUUAUUUUUUAAAGAAAUUUCAGAACUUUUUGUGUAAUGCUUUCAUCAUGGGUGAAGCUCUGCCAUCUAGUGACCCAAUGGUGUGAUUAAACUUACAUGGUACAUUUUUCAGAACUGGGCCUAGUGAUUGAAACACCUGGGCAAGAGGACCAAUUCUUUUUAAAACAUAGACAAAUAAACAAAAUGCAUCACUGUAUAUUUGUUGUUUAAUUGUCUGAAACAUUUAGCAGCAGUAUGUGUGAGAACUACUCUGUUGUCACAGGGAUUGUUUUAUUUCCAUACUAAGGUUACCAUAAAUGAGAGACAUGGCUAAGAUUUUACAUUGGACAAAACAUAAUUUGCCCUGUUCUCUAGUUUAGCCAGUCAACUAAACCAGGAGAGAGUAACUCUAUUGGUGUCAGGCCUUCAAGAUCUUCAACACAGAAAUUGACAAAUGGAUAGAUCUUGUCUGUAAAUCUUUGACCUACAAAUGAGUACAUAUGAGAUCUGACACCAGCGUCGUAAAAUGAGAUCUGUCCCUUUUUGUAGUCCAGAAGAAUUCCCAGUGUAAGAGGUUGCGUCUGAAUUGGAAUAUUAAAAGGUUUCCUAUC
Molecule: messenger RNA, 1833 nt
Organism: Perca flavescens (yellow perch)
Lineage: Eukaryota; Metazoa; Chordata; Actinopteri; Perciformes; Percidae
Gene: c12h14orf119
Product: chromosome 12 C14orf119 homolog
Exons: 2
Coding region: 363-989 (208 amino acids)
Source: RefSeq, a predicted model, not a curated record